Molecule: messenger RNA, 2261 nt
Organism: Trachymyrmex cornetzi
Lineage: Eukaryota; Metazoa; Arthropoda; Insecta; Hymenoptera; Formicidae
Exons: 6
Coding region: 1-1374 (457 amino acids)
Biological process (GO): cilium assembly
Cellular component (GO): ciliary transition zone
Source: RefSeq, a predicted model, not a curated record
AUGCGUCUUAAAAUGACACGCGGAAGUCGAACCUCUCGAAGAUCUACGGCGAUCGGUAAACAAUUCCAGCAGAAUGAUAGCGAGGAUGAAGCUUCUGUUCGCACUGUGGAGAGCGAUAAUUACGUGAAACACGGUAGCACGCUGUCACAGAAACGAUGGACCAGCUCGGAAGAGUCGAGACAAGAGUCGAACCGAUCUUACGAACGAAAAAUCAAAACAAGUUUUCCUCGGAGACAAAAUGACACUGAAAACACGGAGACCGAAUCACCGGAUGCUAAAAGCAAUAAUAAAUCACGCAAAGCCGAAUUAUACUCGACUCGUGCAGAAAAAAUGCGUUAUUCAGACAUUCACGCGAGCGAAGAAAGAAUCGCGUCGGGAUCUCUUGGGAGAAAGAGGAAACGUAGUAAACGGACUGAAAGACGAAAGCUUGAAGCACGGCCUCGCACGGCAGAGGCCUUUCACGAUCACGAUCGAGCAGAUAUCGGGUUAUCUGUGAAACGCUAUAGUGACAGGGAAGGUAGCGUCACUGAUAAAUCGCAGAGAAGAAAGAGGCGUGUUUCCCGAGAAGACGACGAAGUGCCCAUCACCGAGAUCUUGAAAAAGGCUCAAGAAAAUGCGCGCACAAAAUACGAAGAACCUGUGCCGCUUCCGGAAUUGACUACAGACACAAUUUAUAUUCAAGGCAGAAGCGGCUUUAGCGCCGUGAAAAUUGGCGGAUCGAGACGUGCUUUGAGAAAUGAUACGACACGUGCAACAAAAGGUAGAGAAGGCUGCGAUUCUGCAGAGACUCGAACCUAUACGCUCAUAAAGGUAGCAAUCACUGCGCAGAAAUUUUGGAAAUGUACAGGGCUCGUCUAUCAGGGUCUCUUGGGCGGUAUGGCAUUUCUGCAUUUCAUAAUGAUUCAUGUCUUUUUUAACACUUCGAUGGAAUUCAUAUCAAAUUACUCGAUUUUCUCCGAAAUAUAUGCGAAUAUAUUCUCAUUCUUAAUCGCUCUUUGCAUCAUCUCCAUCUUCGAUAAAUUCGAUCUAGCGCGACUUGAUACGGAUCACUUGCGCGAGAUUUACACAGAUCACGCGAAAACUGCGAUCGCCAUUCCGCUUUAUCUGGUAACGUUUGGACUUCAUCAAGCAUCGUCAAAGAUGGACGAUCAGUUAGCUCUAAUACAUUAUCAAAGCAAUGAAACAUGGUCAAAUAAUACAACGCAGGAGACUUUUCUGGAGGAGCUGAACGAUUGGCAGAAGGUAAUGAUAUCAAAGGACCUUCUUGCGAUUUUCGCUUGGCUAUUCGUCGCUCUUGGAACGAGGGACAACAUGCUAUUGACGCAUCUCGAAUCGAUGGUGCAAUACGCGAGCAACGUGGAAUCCCCGAGAUGACAUUCGAAGAAUGACUUUCACUGUCGAAUGAAACAAAUGUGUACGAAGUUCUUCCACGCGAAUGUGCAAACUGAAUACUAUAAAGUAUUGAAGACAGGAAUAUUUUAGAGAAUAAUUAUUCACUCUUCUUUACGUAAAAAUACUCACCGAUGCAUGUCGACUCGAUCUUAUCCAAACAUAACGAGUCACGUCGAAAUGAUGUUAAAAUGACUUGUAUACUGUUUGGAUAUUUCAGGUACAAAGGAUACGCUAUAAACAUUUUGAGGGACCAAUGCUCCAAAGGAAAGCAAAUACGAUUUAAACAUUUAUUUGUAACAGAAUAGCGUUUGAUAUGUACAAUAUGUAUAAAGUUCGCCUAGACACUAAUCGAUAAUACAUGUAUACAUAAUAGCAAAGAGAGGACAAUAAUAUUAAGGUUAAAACCCGCUAAACAGAAAAUAACAGUAACGUUACAUCAAUAUUAUUAUAAUUUCCCUCUCAACAAUAUAAGUGUAAAAUGAUUCAUAUUUUACAGAUUGCAUCAACAUAUUGUGGUCAGUAUGUUAAAUUUCCUUCUCUAGCAGGCAAGCGUAGUCGAUCAAUUACAUUUAUAAAAUCGGUUGAUGAAUAUGUUGAUGUAACACCUAAUACAUAACAAUUACAUUACUGAAUAGGCAAUUAUAACAUUGAUGUAAUAUUUAAUCUAUGUUCUGUUAGUCUGUGUUCAGCGGAGAUAACAUAUGAUGCAAUGGUACAGUAGUAAAAUAUGUUUGGACUUUUUUGAGCGCGAGAACAUCGGUGGAAUCUGCAAUUGCAAGAUUGUGAUCGUCAACGAUCGGCCGUUGUGAUCGCGAAAUAAAUUGCGUAUCAAAAUUCAUACCGUGGGAUACAAUGGAGGGGAGGGGGGG